CUGCUUCAAGGAAGUUAGUUGAGAACACGGGUCGUUGCACCUCUAUGGCGGGGAAGCAAAACUACAGCGACGGCUGAAGCGCAGCCAUUGUCGCGUGGUUGUAGACCACGCAUGCGCGAAUAGUUUGUGCGGCGCGAAAAAGAAAAACGUCGUGCGUCCAGAAAUAUAAUUCAAAAACAUUAUAUUAAAAACAAUAAUUGUGUUUGUGUUUAAGUUAAAAAUACUAAAACAUAAUGAAGUAUAAGGUCAAGGACAUUGACAGUGAGAGCCAGCGGUCUGCUGCACAAUUGCCGGAUACCGCAAGCGGACUGGAGGAGAAAUUAGAGCGGACAGUGCGAUGUUCGUCGGUAAUAAUCAUCGCGCUAGGGUUGUCACUGCUUGCACUCGGCAUCUACACCACUGUGCUGGUGCUCACUGAGUACAAGAGCCCCCGACCCUGUCUCAGCGAAGUCUGCGUCAACACAGCGUCAAGAAUCCUAGCGGCAAUGAACAAAAGCGUCGAUCCUUGCGAGGACUUCUACGAGUACGCUUGCGGUGGCUGGAUAGAAAAGAACCCGGUACCGGAGUGGGCGACUUCCUGGGACCAGCUGGCGAUACUCCGCGAGCGUCUCGUGUCCGACCUGAGGGAACUGUUGGAAGAUAAAAACGAUGAUGGACUGCCUGAGAGUGUAUUGAAAGCUAAGGCGAUGUACCGCACUUGUAUUGAUGUUGAUAAACUUGAAGAGAAAGGCAUUGAGCCCAUCCAGAAACUUCUGGAAAGUCUUGGUUUACCAUCGCGUCCGCCCACCGAGGCCAGCGCGAACUUCACGUGGGAGGACGUUGCGGGACGCGCGCGCCGCCUGCUCGGCCUCAACGUCUUGCUGAGCGUGCAGGUCGCGGAGGACGUGCGGAACACUAGUCGCAACAGGGUCGUGGUGGAGCAAGUGUCACCUGGCUUUUCAGACCGCUACCUCCGUCAGCCGGAACAGUUCGCUCACGAAUUAGAGCAGUACCACAAAUACAUAAAGUCUGUGGUGGCCAUCGCCGAUCCUGAAGUUGAUGCACAGAAAUUUGCCGAUGAUAUUAUCGAGUUUAGCAAGAAAUUGGCUAUGAGCAUGACGUCGGUGGAGGUGCGGCGCGGCGGCACGCACCUGUUCCACGAGGUGAGCGUGGCGCAGCUCGUGCAGGGCGCGUCGGGCGGCCCGCCCAGCUGGAAACAGCACGACUGGCAGAAAUACAUCGAUCUGGUGUUCUCCAACACGAGUGUGGUGUUGGAUCAGAAUCAAGAUCGUGUCACUGUCAUGGACCUGCCGUACUUACACAAGCUGUCGGCACUGCUGGCCGAUACAGAUCCUGUGAUUAUCGAGAAAUUCCUCUGGUGGAGCGUGUUCUCGACGGUCGCCCCGAUGACCAAGACCGCUUUUAGGGACCUCGGCUUCGAAUUUUCGAAGGCCGUUUUCGGUCUCCAGCAGAGGACCCCUCGCUGGAAGAGCUGCACCGCCAACGUCAACGCCAACUUUGGCGUCGCCCUCAGCUACCUCUACGUCAAGAAGCACUUCGAUCAGGCGUCGAGACAGAAGGCCACGGAGAUGAUCGAGGACGUGCGCGAGGCGUUCUCCCGCGCGGCGGCGCGCGUGGCGUGGAUGGACGCGGGCACGCGGCGCACCACGCUGCGCAAGCUCGCCGCCAUCCGCACCUUCGUGGGCUUCCCCGCCUGGCUGCUCGCGCCCGCGCGCCUCGACGACCACUACCGACACGUCGAGGUAGUCGAAGGAGACUUAUUUGAAUCAUAUCUGAAGUUAACGUGGGCGAUGGUCAAGAAAUCCUUAGAGACCCUCAGGGAGAAACCCGACAGGGACAGAUGGGUUGCCACAGCCACCACGGUGAAUGCAUUUUAUUCGGCGACGCUUAACUCAGUCACAUUCCCAGCUGGUAUUCUCCAACCACCUUUCUACGGAAAUGGAAUUGAGGCGAUCAACUACGGAUCUAUUGGAGCUAUAAUGGGACACGAGAUCACUCACGGAUUUGACGAUCAAGGACGUCGCUACGACGAGCACGGGAACCUCGCGCAGUGGUGGUCGGCCGGCACGCUCGAGCACUACCACGCGCGGGUGCGCUGCAUCGUGGACCAGUACAGCAACUACAGCCUGCCGCAGCUGCCCGGAUACAAAGUGCACGGGUUCAACACGCAGGGGGAGAACAUCGCCGACAACGGCGGGCUGCGCGCGGCGCUGAGCGCGUACGCGCUGCUGGCGGCGCGCGCGCCCGCGCACUCGCGCGCCGCGCUGCCCGGCCUGCCCGCGCUGCGCACCGACCAGCUCUUCUUCCUCGGCUUCGCGCAGAUAUGGUGCGGUAAUACGACUACAGGCGCUCUCAAAUCUAAAAUGGUGGAGGGUGUGCACAGUCCCAAUAAAAUCCGAGUAAUCGGCACUCUCAGUAAUUCUAAAGAAUUCUCAGAGGCCUGGCAAUGUCCAGUGGGCUCACCCAUGAACCCCGAACAUAAGUGUGUGCUGUGGUAGACUAAAUGUGAUCUUAGAAAUAAUCGAACCAAAGACAAGACUCGAAUGUUACCAGUAAGUUACCCAUAGACUUAGUUGUUAGCUAGAUAGGACCAAAGGCAUGUUUCAUGAACAUACUAUGCGAGUCUACUCUUCAACUAUUCAAAAGAUUGAAAAUAAAAUUUAAUUUAUGCUUAAUAAUAAUUAUAUUAAUAAAAAACAGCAUUUUUUAUAUAUGAGAAUAGAAAUGCACACUAUUUAAUGCAUAAUAUUAUAAAAAAAAUCCGCAACAAUUAUGAAAAAUGUUCGUUUUCAAAAUUUUAAUUUGCCGUCCUCAAAAUAUUAUUCAUAGGAUCAAAAAGCGUUAUUCAGAUUUGCUAAGUAUAAACAUGAAAUAGGGCCAAGUAUAACAUAAGAAACAUUAAGUAAGAAAUAGUUUUAAUAACAAAAAUAAAGACAUAAAUUAUAAGAUCUAUUACUGAUUAAAGUUAACUAAUAUGUGAUACUAUAAUUAUGAAUGUGGCAUUUUAAAAUUAUUCAUUAAAUCUUGACAAACUGUUUAUUUUAGAC
Molecule: messenger RNA, 3047 nt
Organism: Vanessa atalanta (red admiral)
Lineage: Eukaryota; Metazoa; Arthropoda; Insecta; Lepidoptera; Nymphalidae
Product: neprilysin-4-like
Exons: 17
Coding region: 234-2498 (754 amino acids)
Biological process (GO): protein processing
Cellular component (GO): plasma membrane
Molecular function (GO): metalloendopeptidase activity
Source: RefSeq, a predicted model, not a curated record